AUGUCCUCCCACCAAGGCGGCACCCUCUCCGAAAUGGCUCAAAAGGGCACAACCAUCCCCAACGACGCCGGCAAACAAAACACCAUUCCCUCCGUGCCGCGCCCCGAACAACGAUCCGAGAACCCCGGCUUCGAUAACCAGGGUCUCGGCCAGCCUUCUUCGGCCUUUGCGGCUGAUAAUGAAGCUACUUUGCCCCGGGGGCCGAGUGAUCCCGGUAUGACUGGGGAGGUUGUUACUGGGACGGGGAAUACGUUGCCGGCGGAGGGGGAGUCGAAGUUUAAUCAGGUUGGGACGGAUCGGCCGGGUGUUAGGGGGGAUACGAGGAAUUUGAAGCAUGGGACUGUUAAGGGAGGGGUUUUUGGGGAUGAUGUAUAA
Molecule: messenger RNA, 375 nt
Organism: Aspergillus oryzae RIB40
Lineage: Eukaryota; Fungi; Ascomycota; Eurotiomycetes; Eurotiales; Aspergillaceae
Exons: 2
Coding region: 1-375 (124 amino acids)
Source: RefSeq, a predicted model, not a curated record